This is a messenger RNA of Neopelma chrysocephalum (saffron-crested tyrant-manakin), 781 nucleotides long. RefSeq names its product chromodomain-helicase-DNA-binding protein 8-like. The annotation marks the transcript as partial. NCBI's taxonomy places the organism in Eukaryota, Metazoa, Chordata, Aves, Passeriformes, Pipridae. The record is from RefSeq and is a predicted model, not a curated record. The transcript has 4 exons.
AUCCAGCAGUUCUCCAAGAAGGAGAUCGAGGACCUGCUGCGCAAGGGCGCCUACGCCGCCAUCAUGGACGAGGACGACGAGGGCGCCAAGUUCUGCGAGGAGGACAUCGACCAGAUCCUGCUCAGGAGGACAACAACCAUCACCAUCGAGAGCGAAGGGAAGGGCUCCACCUUUGCUAAGGCCAGCUUCGUGGCGUCGGAGAACCGCCCGGACAUCGCCCUGGACGACCCCAACUUCUGGCAGAAAUGGGCCAAAAAGGCCGACCUGGACCUGGAGCUGCUCAACAGCAAGAACACGCUGGUGAUCGACACGCCGCGGGUGCGGAAGCAGACGCGCCACUUCAGCACCUUGAGGGACGACGAUUUGGUGGAGUUCUCCGACCUGGAGAGCGACGACGACCUGGAGCAGCGCCUGGAGCGCGGCGGCAACGCCCGCGGCACCCGCCGGCACCACCAGCACCAUCAUCACCACCAACAACCCCAACACGGUGGUGGUGCCACCCCCAACCAGCAGGGAGGGUUCGGGGGCCCCUACGGCCGCACCGAUUGCUUCCGGGUGGAGAAGAGCCUCAUGGUCUACGGGUGGGGCCGCUGGCGGGAGAUGGUGGCCCAGGGCCGGUUCAAGCGUCGUCUGUCGGAGCGGGACGUGGAGAACAUCUGCCGGGCCAUCCUCCUCUUCUGCCUCCUGCACUUCCGCGGCGACGACGGCGUCCGAGCCUUCGCCUGGGCCCUCGUGGCGCCCCCCGAGAACGGCCGCGCCCGCCCGCCCCACGCCCACACCG